This is a messenger RNA of Halteromyces radiatus, 1236 nucleotides long. RefSeq lists its product as uncharacterized. The record is from RefSeq and is a predicted model, not a curated record. Bases 26 to 1165 code for a protein of 379 amino acids. Lineage: Eukaryota; Fungi; Mucoromycota; Mucoromycetes; Mucorales; Cunninghamellaceae. The transcript has 2 exons.
CUUAACUUUUUCAAUUAAAUGUAUUAUGGAUUAUUCUUCAUACAAUCCUUAUCAACAUUAUAGAAAAAAGUCACCUACAACUUAUGAUAAUAUUAUUGAUCCAUAUCGUAGACAUACAUCGCGACCUUCUGAUACCAAUACUAUAGAACAAGAAGUCCUUCAUUCAAGAACUGCUUCCGAUAGUAGUACUAGUCGAUUAGCUACUAAUGGUAUUACAUAUACUUCCCGUGAAUACGAUGACGAUCCUUAUGCCAUAUCCAAAAUACCCAACAACAAUAACAACAACAACAAAGAAGAUAAUAAUGAUAUCCACACUAACAACAAUAAAAUACCAACUGUCAAUCCUUACCAUAGAGCUAAUUCUUAUUUACCCUAUUCUCAUCAUCAAAGAGAUCCAACACAACAAAUAGCUCCUAUUUAUGUGGAAGACGACCAACAACAAAGUAUUCAAGGUGUGGGAUCUAUGUUACAUGAUACUUUUAGCGUUGACAUGACUACCAACGAAAUUAGAAGACAAAAAACUACAGCAACUUCUGAUUCUGAAAAACGCAAUAAAGACUUUCUCCUCCUAAUUGAUCAACAAAAGAAAAAAAACAAUGUUUUACAUCGAAGGUGUUAUGGUAUGACUGGACGCAAUUGGUUUAUAGUGAUUACCACAUUUUUGGUUCUUUUUACUCUAUUGAUGUAUUUCUUGAUUCCUCGUAUGCCUACAGUGACAUUCUCUGGUGCUGAUACAACUCAAAGACAAACAUGGUCUCUCGACAGAAACACAAUGACAGCACAAUGGACGGUGAAUAUGACACUUGACAACUCACAAAAUUGGAUUCCCCUUUGGUUACAAGAAAUGUAUGUAGAGGUAGCGGAUAAUGAUACGCUUACAAUGAUUGGUUCAGGUAUGGCUCAACCCACUUGGCUUUCACCACGCAAUUCUCAACAACUCAUCAAUAUACCCAUUAAUAUCAGUUACACUGGCAAGAAUGUAUCUGACGAAACUAUCAGUGAUUUAUUUGCUACUUGUGGUCCUCAAAUCUCCCUACCUGGUCCUUCCUUUACUAAACCUGAACUUUUCAAUAUUACUUUUGAUAUUGAUCUUCGUAUACAAGGUGUUCCCUGGUCUUCUCAUACCAUUAUUGAACCUAGUGAUGGUAUUCAAUGUCCUGCUUGAUACUAGUAUAUCAAUAGUUUUGAUUUUUUUUUUUUUUAGUUUCUUCAUUUGUACUAUAUAUCUAUUUAUAC